AUGAAGAAAGCUGAGCUUGUGUUCAUCCCUGUAUCGGCCACAGGCCAUCUCAUUCCCAAUAUCGAGCUCGCAAAGCGCUUCUUAGGUAGAGAUAAUCGUUUCUCGAUAACCAUUCUUGUCAUAGAUUUUCCUACUGACACCUCUAUUACAGCUGCAUACACAAAUUCAUUUGUUGAAUCCAACCCUCAAAUAAAGUUCAUCUAUCUUCCUCCUACCGCAGACUUCUCUCCUUCGCAAGAGGCUGAUAAAUCUGUAGAAAAGUUCUUAACCGAGUUCAUAGAUUGUCACAAAGCUUCUGUUAAAGAAACCAUUGUCAAGCAUGUGCUUUCCGGUUCUGAUUCAAGCUCACUUGCUGGAUUGGUUGUUGAUUUCUUUUGUACAUCAAUGAUUGAUGUGGCCAAUGAACUUGGUACUCCUUCUUAUUUGUUUUUCCCUUCUAGUGCGGCUUAUCUUGUUCCAAGCAGUGGUCUGCCUCCAGUUUUUAAACAAAAAAUGGAGGCUACACUACAUUUAGAACCAUGGAAGAAGAUUCAGGGAGGCCAAUGGGAUUACGUCAACACAUUUGAGCAGUUGGAAUCUCAUGCGGUUAAGUGUUUGAUGAAUGAUCAUGACAAUGUGCCACCAGUUUACGCUGUUGGACCGGCCAUUGAUCUCGAAAGUCAGAGUGACAAGUAG
Molecule: messenger RNA, 675 nt
Organism: Pistacia vera
Lineage: Eukaryota; Viridiplantae; Streptophyta; Magnoliopsida; Sapindales; Anacardiaceae
Product: UDP-glycosyltransferase 71K2-like
Exons: 2
Coding region: 1-675 (224 amino acids)
Source: RefSeq, a predicted model, not a curated record